GCUGUACUAUCCCCAUGGCUUUCAUGGGGAAUGUGAACCACACUGCAGUGACAGAGUUUAUUUUACUUGGCUUAACAGAUGACCCAGUUCUUCAAGUCAUCCUCUUCUUCAUCAUCCUGUGUAUCUACCUGGUGACUGUGUUGGGAAACCUCAGCACAAUCUUUCUAAUCAGAGUCUCCCCUCAGCUCCAUCACCCCAUGUACUUUUUUCUGAGCCAUCUGGCUUUUGCUGACAUAGGUUAUUCAUCUUCUGUCACACCCAAUAUGCUUGUCAACUUUCUGGUGGAGAGAAAUACAGUCUCUUAUGUUGGAUGCGCCAUCCAGCUUGGCUCAGCUGUUUUCUUUGGGACAGUUGAGUGCUUCCUUUUGGCUGCCAUGGCUUAUGAUCGCUUUGUGGCAAUCUGUAGUCCACUGCUUUAUUCAACCAAAAUGUCCACACAGGUGUGUGACCAGUUGUUCGUAGUAGCUUAUAUAGGCAGAUUUUGUAAUGCUUCUUCCUUUACCUUUUCCUUCUUUUCUCUGCUCUUCUGUGGACCAAACAGAGUCAAUCAUUUCUUCUGUGACUUUGCUCCAUUAGUAGAACUGUCCUGUUCUGAUGUCAGUGUCCCUGCAGUUGUUCCAUCAUUUACUGCUGGCUCCAUCAUUGUGGUGACAAUAUUUGUCAUAGCUGUCUCCUACAUCUACAUCCUCAUCACCAUCCUGAAGAUGAGCUCCACUGAGGGGCGGCACAAGGCCUUCUCCACCUGCACCUCCCACCUCACUGCAGUCACUCUGUUCUAUGGGACCAUCACAUUCAUUUAUGUAAUGCCCAAGUCCAGCUACUCCACUGACCAGAACAAGGUGGUGUCUGUUUUCUACAUGGUGGUGAUCCCUAUGUUGAACCCCCUCAUCUACAGUCUGAGGAAUAAUGAGAUUAAAGGAGCUCUAAAGAGACAGCUCGGAAGGAAAAUAUUUUCUUAGAGAUGUCUGUUGUUUUGUAGGACUUCCUAUAGUAAUAAUAUCUGAUAGGCAUAAU
This is a messenger RNA of Nannospalax galili (Upper Galilee mountains blind mole rat), 1014 nucleotides long. RefSeq names its product olfactory receptor 502. The record is from RefSeq and is a predicted model, not a curated record. NCBI's taxonomy places the organism in Eukaryota, Metazoa, Chordata, Mammalia, Rodentia, Spalacidae. Gene Ontology annotation, cellular component: membrane. Gene Ontology annotation, molecular function: olfactory receptor activity; G protein-coupled receptor activity; odorant binding. Gene Ontology annotation, biological process: sensory perception of smell; G protein-coupled receptor signaling pathway. The transcript has a single exon. Bases 15 to 959 code for a protein of 314 amino acids.